Messenger RNA from Drosophila grimshawi, 2230 nucleotides. RefSeq lists its product as uncharacterized. The coding region runs from base 321 to 1718 and encodes 465 amino acids. The record is from RefSeq and is a predicted model, not a curated record. The transcript has 3 exons. NCBI's taxonomy places the organism in Eukaryota, Metazoa, Arthropoda, Insecta, Diptera, Drosophilidae.
AUCGCACAUAUUAACUCGUCGCGUAGACGUCGCAGCCGCAGAAGCAGCAGCAGCAGCAGCUAACCCAACCCAACACAACACAAUCCCCAACAAUCCUAUCCGCUCAAAUUCUAAGCCGCUCGCACGCAGAAAUUUACUAAUUAACUAACCAAAACGACACCAAAAGAAAAAUCCCAACAAAAAAAUAUAUUGCAAUUUUGUCUUUUUUUUUUUGAGUGCAAGCCAAAACGAGCAACUGCAAAAAGCAAAACCGAAACAGAAACAGUGCAAAAGAAGAAGUAUAAAGAACCGUUAAGCAGUUAUAUAAUACAAAUGCAAAAAUGUGCCAUAAUUCGGGCAUCGAAAGUGAACAGAUCGAACGGUAUAUGGCCUUCGGUCUGCCACAAAAAGCCGUCAAAUCGGUAAAAUACACGAUGCGCAAGCGUGAAAAGCAGCAGCGCAAGGAGCAACAAAAGCAGCAGCAGCAGCAGGAUCAAUCACAAAACAACUCCGAGAAUGAAGACAGCAGCAGCAGCAGCAACAGCAGCAGCGACUGCGGCACUAAUUUUGAUAUUAAGCCAGUGCAGCAACAGCAGUUGCCAACCGCAAAACAAAAUACAGCAACUAAACCCGAGACAAAGACGGAGAUAGUGAAAGCAGAAGUAGAAGCAGGUGCAAAAGUUGAGCACAAAACAGAAGCUUCAUUAACAGUCAACAGUCAGAAUAACAUUGAGAGCAACAUCAGCAUUUUAAAAAUUCCCAAAUUCUGUGGACGUUUUAAGAAAAUGCAACAGCAACAACAGCAACAACAACAAUUGGAGGCUGUAAACUCUGAGCACAACAGCCCCGUCACAACAGUUUCACCAACAGCAACAACAGCAGCUGCAUUAACAGCACAGCAGCAGCGCAAACUUAGCUCCAUGGAGCCAUCGAUGGACGAUGCUCUCGCAAUUGGCACUCAAAUGACGCGCAAAUUUACUGAGCGCUGCCAUUGCCUGAUCGUCCAGCUGCAAGGGAGUCGCCUAUACACAAUACUGACGAGUACCACACAGCCGGCGCAUUUGAUGGCCAUUUUCAUAUUGUCCUUUGUGCUACUGACCGUUGGACCCGAUCUCACAACGACAACGACAACAAUGGACGACAGCCAAUUUGCAGCAACAACAGCAACAGGGACAGAGAUGCGGAGCAAAGCUUCCGCAAAAGUGGGUGGCAGCGUGCUGGCAACGCUGGCGUUUUUAGGCGCAUUCGCCACACACUUUGGCUCUCAAAUUUGGAUGACCUUUGUCUCGGGCCUCUCGCUAUAUUUCUCGCUGCCCCGCCACACCUUUGGCCAGUGCCAGCAGAUAUUGUUCCCCAAAUAUUUUGCACUAAAUGCGAUGCUGAGCAUCACCAUGCUAAUCAUUUAUGUGAAAUAUUUCCUGAGUGGCUGGUCAACGUCGGCCGGUGUGCAACUGGGCGCUCUAUCAGUGACGUCAGCCAUUGAGGUGGUGAUACGUUUAUAUCUGGCACCGCCAAUGCUUCAACUCAUGCAUGAGAAGUACAGGCUCGAGGGUGCCAUCGGCAGUGGCCAGGAGGUUGGCAGCCUGUUGCAAGGGGAUUUGGUCGAGUGUCCGCACUAUCAGCGCAUACAUAAGGCAUUCCGGCGCAUACACAUGAGCAUUGCCAUUGGCAAUAUGAUUAUACUAUUGGCCACAUGUCUGCAAUUAUAUUUUCUAUCAUUGAAAAUACGAAUUAGCUAAGACGCCAACCACCGCAUUGGCAGCCCAGGCCAAAAAGCACAUUUUCGUGCAGCGCCUGAAAGGCUGUCAGGUUUUUUUUUGUUUGGUUUUCAACCAUUUAAUGCAAAUAGAAUUUAUAAUUUAAAAAAAAUUUUGUAGCGCAAUUAAGCCAUUAAACCAUCACCAGUCCAACACACACACACACACACACGCACACUGUUACACACGCACACUGUUACACACGUACACAUACACAGACUUACUCAUAAAAGUUGAUAUUGUAUUUGACUGUCAAUGAUUGUCUCAAAUUUAUUAUUAAAAUAGAAAGUACUACGCGGCUUUUAUAGGCAAUGUAUUUAUAACAAACACACUCACCACACACACACACCCGCACACACACGCACACAUAUCUAUCUAUCACUCAUUAAAAAUAACCAAUUUAAGCAAUCCAAAUAGAAAAAUAAUUGGAAAAAGUUACACACACUAAAUGAACAGUAAAUUGGCUCGGAAAUUACAUAAAAUAUUUGAUGUAA